Messenger RNA from Prunus avium (sweet cherry), 1420 nucleotides. RefSeq lists its product as uncharacterized. Gene Ontology annotation, molecular function: protein binding. NCBI's taxonomy places the organism in Eukaryota, Viridiplantae, Streptophyta, Magnoliopsida, Rosales, Rosaceae. The record is from RefSeq and is a predicted model, not a curated record.
CCACUCUUCAAAGAAGAAAAAAUCACUCCCAAUUUCAUCCUUCUUCCCCUCCUUCUCUUCCACUGCGGCUCCCCGUCCGUACAAAUUGAGGGGACUUUUCUUGACAGUGAUUCAAGGUCCCAGAGAAAGAGAGGGAGGGGGCUGCAGUUGCCAAGUCGUUGAGCUAGUUAUCAUUUUCAUUAUACAAUCAGCUGCUCAUCAUAUAUGACACAUUUUGAUAUGAAAAAUGGCGGGUGAAGUUGGCGGUGCUGGUGGUGGUGAAAGCCGCACAUCAUCACCCAAGAGCAGGGUGAAGUUCUUGUGCAGCCAUGGUGGGAAAAUCCUUCCCAGGCCCGCCGACGGCCAACUCAAGUACGUCGGCGGCGAGACUCGAGUCGUCUCCUUGUCUCGCGACAUCUCCUUCUCCGAGUUGAUGAAGAAGCUGAGCUCGUUGUUUGAUGGGGACAUGGUGUUGAAGUACCAGCUAAUGACAGAAGACCUGGACGCCUUGGUCUCCGUGAAAAGCGACGAAGAUCUAAAGCACAUGCUGGACGAAUACAAUAGGCUUGAGAACGAAGGGAGCUCUAGGCUAAGAACCUUUUUGUUCCCCUCAAAGCCGAUCAUGAUCGAGAACCAAACGGCGGCGUUGGAACACCAAAUGCUGGAGCAGCGUUACAUCGACGCCAUCAACGGCAUCGUCCGGUUGUGGCCAAAGAUGCAACCCCAGCAGCAGAUGAUUCUCGCUCCUAACAUGAUCAUUGGAAGUAGCCCCAUGGCCAGCAUGAGUAUAUCCUCUACAUGUUCGUCUCCGAAAUCAGCGUCCCAGGAACAACAGUUGGUGUUGGCGGACAUGAACAUGGCGGCUCAUAGGAUCACGGUGUCGCCUCCGAUGCAGAAAGUGCACAGCUCUCCUAGUAUUUGCAGCAGCAGCUUUAAUAUUCAACAGACGUACCAAAACCAUGUCCAGGGGCGUCACCCUUACAUUAAUAAUUUGCAGCACCAUCAUGCCAACCAAUCUUCAUUUAGUGCAAGAGCACACCACAGAGGGAUUAGGACUCCGCCGCCUUUGUUGUCACCAGGUAGGUUGUCGCCUGGUAGGUCUGAGUCCGGGACUGGGAGGAGCUCGUUGAUGGGUACAACUAGUACUGCCCACGUCCAAAACCAUUACAACAACAACAACCACCACCACCACCACGUUGCUAGUGGUAAUAGUAGUCCUAGAUCAAUAUCAUCUCACCACCGAGUAAGUGGAGGCGGCGGAGGGUAUUGUAGUAAGUGCUGCUGUCACGACGAAUGUCCACCCUAUGCUUGUAACAGGGCUGAGAGUCUUCCUCGAAGUCCUAGAUAGAUGGUGUUUGUUGUUACCACCAAAAUAAUAUAUCCUACUGCUCCUUUGUCAACAAUACAUUUAUAAUAUAUACAAAUUUCUCAACUUUGCUCA